Molecule: messenger RNA, 852 nt
Organism: Cyprinodon variegatus (sheepshead minnow)
Lineage: Eukaryota; Metazoa; Chordata; Actinopteri; Cyprinodontiformes; Cyprinodontidae
Product: Fc receptor-like protein 5
Exons: 6
Coding region: 1-846 (281 amino acids)
Biological process (GO): cell surface receptor signaling pathway
Molecular function (GO): transmembrane signaling receptor activity
Source: RefSeq, a predicted model, not a curated record
AUGAAAGAACCAUCAUCUCUGCUGAGUCUGCUCUCUGCUCUGACUGUGAGUCCCAGCAGAUCUCAGUUCUUUCAAGGAGAAUCCGUGUCUCUGAGCUGUGAGGAGAACAACAGCUCUGCUGGAUGGACUGUAUGGAGAAACACAACUGAAGGGAAUAACAAGUGUAGAGAUGGAUGGGGGGAACCAGCUGGUUGUACCUGCAAAAUUCUCCUCUUGCUGUAUUGGGACAGUGGAGUUUACUGGUGUGGGUCGUCCAGAGAGGGAGCAGCCAGCAGCAGCAUCCAGCUCACUGUCACUGGUGGAUCAGUGAUCCUGCAGAGUCCUGUCCUCCCUGUGAUGGAGGGAGAUGACGUCACUCUGAGCUGUCUAACAAAGACCACUCCCUCCAACCUCCCAGCUGCUUUCUAUAAAGAUGGCUCCCUCAUCAGGACUGAGCCCAAAGGUCACAUGACCCUCCACCAUGUGACCAGCUCUGAUGAAGGCCUCUACAGGUGUAAGAUCAGGGGUCAUGGAGAGUCUCCAUCCAGCUGGAUCUCUGUUGAAGGAAAUCCCUCCAUCCCUCCUCCUCCUGACUUAACCACACAUCCACCUGUAUCUGUUACAGGUAAAUCUACUCUCCAAGCUCCACCUACAUCAGCCACAACUAAUGUUGGACUUCAUAUUCAUAUUUUUAUCCACCUGCUGAUGCUUGGUCCAUACCUCAUCUCUACUCUCCUUAUUGUUUCUAUAUAUCGACGAGCAGCAGGAACCUCCUUCGUGUGGAUGAACAGGUCCACUCAGACCAAGACUGGAUUGGAUGAUAACUCUGAUGAUGUCAUCAGUGGUGUUACUGCAGAACAUCACUAGCCUGAC